AUGUUCCGCACCUCUUCGCGCUCCCUCUGGCAGCUUGCCUCGAGGACUUCUCCCGCCAGAACCACCCUCCCACGCGCAUCAAUCGCACCUCUACUUCGCCAGCAGCGCGCUGUCUACUCUAGCAAAUCCGACCAGGAGAACCCUCCUCCCCCAAAGCAACCGAUUGACUACGAAGCUGAGCGCAAACGCGCACAAGAGCUUCUCCAGUCCAACCCUAGCCAUGUCUCUGUUGAGAGCUCCGUGGCCAAUACCUCCCCCAACCCCAGGGGGGCUUCAAAAGGUGACGAGCUUAUGGGCAACGAGCUCAAGCACGAUAUUGGCAUUGUCAAAGAUACUUUCACCUUUACAGACGUACCUCAAGAGUCGCGAAUCCUCGGUCUCGCCGGUACACUCCCUUAUCUCGGCACCUCUCUAUCCACUGUCUUCCUCGCCUGGGACUUGAACAAGAAUAUCCCUUCAGGAAAUGCUUUCUACGAUGCCAUCAUGAUCGACCAUGAGACAGCCAAGCACUUACUCACUGUCAUUGAGCCUAUUCAACUUGGUUACGGUGCUGUUAUCAUCUCCUUCCUCGGUGCCAUCCACUGGGGUCUUGAGUACGCUGAGAAGCAGCCUCUUCGCGAACGAACACGUUUCCGCUAUGGCAUGGGUCUCGCAUCAUCCGUUAUAGCCUGGCCAACACUCAUGCUCCCCGUCGAGUAUGCUCUCACUACUCAAUUCAUGGCAUUUGUCGGUCUCUACUUUGCCGAUACCAGAGCCGCGACGAAGGGCUGGGCCCCUCGCUGGUAUGGCUCCUACCGCUUCCUUCUCACAGCUAUGGUCGGCUUCUCCAUCUUCAUCUCUCUCAUCGGACGCGCCAAGAUCAAGCAAGGUGAUGCCAUUACUGCCAAGGGCUUGAGCAACAACUUCUCCAGAAGCGGUAUUGCAGAUCACGAUACCAACUGGGAGAAGCUAGAGGCCGAGGAGAAGGCCCGUCUGCAGAAGGAGAAGAAGGAAAAGGAAGAGAAGGAGGCCAAGGAGGCCGAGAAGAAGAAGAAGGAAGAAAAGAAGGGUAAGAAGAAGGACAGCAAGGGAGGUGACAAGGAGAAGAAGGGUGACGACAAGGCCAAGGCUUCUGAAGAGAGUGAUAAGAAGGGUGAUGAUAAGAGCGAGGGUAAGGAUAAGGAUGCGGAGAAGUCUGAGUCUAAGGAGACUGAGGCUAAGGAUGAGGGCAAGGAUGAGAGCAAGAACGAGGGCAAGGAGGCCAAGGGAGACGAGAAGAAGCCCGAGUCCAAGGAUGAGUCCAAGGAUGAGUCCAAGGAUGAGUCCAAGGACGACGACAAGAGCGAAGACAAGAAGGCCAAGUCCAAGGAUGAUGGCAAGAAGUCCGAAGAGGAAUCAUCAGACAAGAAGUCAAAGGAUGACUCUGAGAAGAAGGAUGACUCAGAAAAGAAGGACGACAAAGAAGACGAGGACAAGUCUGAGGACAAGAAGGACGACGGUGAUAAGAAAGAGAACAAGUCCGAUGACAAGGACAGCGACAAGUCCAAGGACGACAAGUCCAAGGAUGACAAGUCCAGGGAUGACAAGUCCAAGGAUGACAAGUCCAAGGACAAGAAGGAGAAGAAAUAA
Molecule: messenger RNA, 1608 nt
Organism: Fusarium sp. VM40
Lineage: Eukaryota; Fungi; Ascomycota; Sordariomycetes; Hypocreales; Nectriaceae
Source: the annotation of a GenBank genome assembly